Molecule: messenger RNA, 699 nt
Organism: Aspergillus ochraceoroseus IBT 24754
Lineage: Eukaryota; Fungi; Ascomycota; Eurotiomycetes; Eurotiales; Aspergillaceae
Product: 60S ribosomal protein uL23
Exons: 4
Coding region: 1-459 (152 amino acids)
Biological process (GO): translation; ribosomal large subunit assembly
Cellular component (GO): cytosolic large ribosomal subunit; ribosome
Molecular function (GO): structural constituent of ribosome
Source: RefSeq, a predicted model, not a curated record
AUGGCCCCUAAAGCAGAGAACAAGCAAGGAAAGCCCAGCGCUAAGGCUGGCGCUGCUGCCAAGGCAGUCUUGAAGGGUGCAGGCGCGCACAAGACUCGCAAGAUCCGCACCUCGACCACCUUCCACCGCCCCAAGACCCUUCAGCUGUCCCGGUCCCCCAAGUACCCCCGCAAGUCCAUCCCUCACGUCCCUCGCCUCGACGCUCACAAGGUCAUCCUCUACCCUCUAAACACUGAGAGCGCCAUGAAGAAGAUUGAGGAGAACAACACCCUUGUGUUCAUCGUGGACGUUAAGGCCAACAAGCGACAGAUCAAGGUGGCUCUUAAGAAGCUGUACGAUGUUGACACCGUCAAGGUCAACACCCUUGUCCGACCUGAUGGACUGAAGAAGGCCUACGCCCGACUAACCCCCGAUGUCGACGCUCUUGACAUUGCUGCUACCAAGCUCGCUAUUGUCUAGAUGAUUGGUUUUUCUUUGGGUCUGGGAAACGGUUCUCUUUUGCGCGGUGGCUCAUAAUCAGCCUUACAGUUAGCUCCUGUUGUGCAAUAACCAAUGGCUGAAUGAUUGUUAAAAAGAAAAAAGAAUUAUUUGAACGCACGAAUCUAUCCUGAAUAGAUAUUUAUAUAAUCCCUCUUUAAGAUGGUUUCUGGGAUUCAAGUAGAUGCAUAAUAAUGGUGGGUAAUCAUAACUCAACUACGG